This is a messenger RNA of Hyalella azteca, 2976 nucleotides long. RefSeq names its product inactive phospholipase C-like protein 1. NCBI's taxonomy places the organism in Eukaryota, Metazoa, Arthropoda, Malacostraca, Amphipoda, Hyalellidae. The record is from RefSeq and is a predicted model, not a curated record. Bases 1 to 2976 code for a protein of 991 amino acids. Gene Ontology annotation, biological process: intracellular signal transduction; lipid metabolic process. The transcript is spliced from 18 exons. Gene Ontology annotation, molecular function: phosphatidylinositol-4,5-bisphosphate phospholipase C activity.
AUGAAGGAAGGCUCGUCGCUGGUGAAGGUUCGCAGCAGCGGGCGUCAGUAUCACAGAUACUUCCGCCUGCUCGACGACCUGUCAGCCAUACACUGGACGCCCUCUACCAAGAAGACGGCUAAAGCUCAGGUGAACAUCGCACAGAUCCACGAAGUUCGCACCGGGCGCAACUGCGCAUCCCUGCGUCACCAGCAGCACCCGCAGCGCUUCCCCGAGGACCGCAUCUUCAGCGUCCUGUACGGCCCAGACUACCGCAGCCUCGACCUCAUCGCCUACACUCCUGAGGAGGCCACCGUCUGGGUCACUGGCCUCAACGCCCUCAUCGGCGACGCCUCUUCUCCAGACGCUCCCGAUGUCGACAUUGUUCCGCUCCGGGACCGAUGGCUCCUACAAGUGUUCAACGAGGCCUGCGGCUCACAAUCCGGCUCCUUGGAUCAGGAAUCUUGCCUCCAGCUCAUCCAACGGCUCGAUAGCACCAUCGAGGCAGAGAGGAUAUUGCAUAAAAUCCAGGAGUAUGAGGCGUGUAAGCGCGAGGGCUGCAGAGGGCGGCUGGGGCCCGCGGAGUUCGUGAGGCUCUACAAGGACCUGGCGACGCGACACGAGAUCUGCUGUCUGCUCAUUAGAUUUGCAAACAAGGAUUACUUAACGAGCGACGACCUCCAGGUCUUCUUGGAGGGCGAACAAAGGAUGUCUGGCGUGGGGGCGGCGCAGAUCGAGGCUCUCAUCGCGCGCUAUGAGCCGUCGGCGGAGGCGCGGGCGAACCUGCAGCUCCACGUUGAUGGCUUCACAAAGUACCUGCUCAGCGACGAGUGCGACGUGUUCGACCCACAGCAGCGCAGCGUGAGUCAGGACAUGACGCGGCCGUUGACAAACUACUUCAUCUCGUGCAGCCACAACACCUUCCUGCUGGAGGACCAGGUCAAGGGUCCCUGCAGCAUCGACGGCUACAUCAGGGUUCUCACCUGUGGCUGCCGCUGCGUCAAAGGCUUCACAAAGUACCUACUCAGCGACGAGUGCGACGUGUUCGACCCACAGCAGCGCAGCGUGAGUCAGGACAUGACGCGGCCGUUGACAAACUACUUCAUCUCGUGCAGCCACAACACCUUUCUGCUGGAGGACCAGGUCAAAGGUCCCUGCAGCAUCGACGGCUACAUCAGGGUGCUCACCUGUGGCUGCCGCUGCGUCAAAGUGGACGUCCACGACGGGCCGACAGAGCCGCUGGUCUACAACGCACGGGCCCACACGUCUCACGUCACCUUCAGGGACGUCAUGGAAGCCAUUGCUACUUUCUCCUUCGAUUUUUCUCCGUACCCAGUCAUUGUGCACUUGGAAACGUACUGCAGCCUUUCCCAGCAGAGAGUUAUGGCCGAUAUCCUAGAGACGGUCCUCGGGCCCUUGCUGUAUAGGCCUAACGAGGAGGUCUCAGCAAUCGAAUUGUCACCUCACCUCCUGAGGCACAAAAUCUUGCUCAAGGGUAAGAAGCUACGUGACGAAAGUGUGUGCGAGGGCGACGUGAGCGACGAGGAUGACGAGGGUAACGAGGGCAAAAAUUGCGGCAAACCCUUUCCAAAGCGGCAGCUCUGUGUGGAAUUGAGUCGACUCAUAGGACUCAAUCGACGGAGAUACGAUGAACGAGAGUUGCCGGACUGCCAGAGCUUAAGCGAAAGCUCUGCUGCCCGGGCGUGUCAGAGCUGUCCAGAGCAACUGGUUAAACUGAACAAGUCUCUGCUGACGCGGGUUUACCCAGACGCCUCCAGAGAAGACUCGUCCAACUACAACCCCCAGGAUUUCUGGAAUGCGGGGUGUCAGCUGGUAUCGCUCAACUUCCAAACACCGGGCCAAAUGAUGGACGUGUACGAAGGAAAGUUCCGGGCGAACGGUGGCUGUGGCUACGUCCUCAAGCCGGCCGUAAUGCGCGACCACAUCUCUGUCUUCUCCGUGGCCACCAAGGACCCCAUCCCGGGGGUUAUCCCCCAGCUCCUCAAGAUAAAGAUCAUCAGUGCACAGUCGCUGCCUAAACCGCGAGGUUCGACGGCGUCCAAAGCUUCGUUCGUGGACCCUUACGUUGUGAUCCAAGUGUUCGGGAUACCCGCAGACUGUAAAGAAUUCCAGACUCGGACUGUGAGGAACAACAGCAGAUUUCCGGUGUUCGAGGAGAGCUUCAACAUCGAGAGAGAUGUGUUAUGUAUGAUGGUGCUGGAGCGCCGCCCCCCCGGCCCGCUGCCCCCACACCUCCACAGGCUGGAGACCGCACUCAACCAAUUGCUGCAGGAGAUUCAGACGUUCCUGGCGACGGUAAAGACAGACCAGCAGGAUCUGCAGACGUGCCUGGAGCCUGCGCUGCAGCUGUACGACAAGCUGGACGCCUUGCUGCUCAGUUCAGGCGUCAGGGGCAAGAAGGCGAACAAGGCGCGGGAAAACUUCGCCUUCAACGUCAGGAUCGCGCGGGGCCAGCUCGACAAACUUGCGGCCGCUGCUGAGCGCUGCCGCGUGGCGCUCGAACAGUUGGAGUCAACGCGGGCGACACUGUCGAGCCUCAACCGCCGCGACCGCAGCUCCAGCGUCCGCGGCCGCCACCGCCUCACCCUCGCCAACCGCCACCACACCACCGACAACCUCACCUCCUACGGCAGCCUGGGCCGGGCCACAACCUCAACCCCGCUCUCCUCAUCCCCAUCAUCCCAACACCUCACGCCCCCCAAAAGCAUCCUCAAGAAGAGCAACUCGAACAUCGAGUCCGGCUCUCUUACGUACGUCGGCCUAUCCUUCCCUCAGGACUUCCCGCACGACUUCACGGCCUUGACCGUAGGGGACGACCCUGUUUCUCUUAGCGGGUCAUCAUUGAUGGACGAUGAUGAUGACGAUGACGAUGAUGAAGAUGAAGAUGGUGAUGACGAACGACAAAUGAUGAACAGUGAACGUUUUCAGACGUCGGGACAGACUACAGUACAACAGGGACAGAGCGCUGCUUCGUAG